AUGACGGGACUAGGCGGCGGCGCGGCGGCCCCCGGGGACUACGUCUACUUCAAGUCCGUCGUCCCGCUCCACAAGAUCUCUAUUGGAUCAAAAUUGUGGAGAUAUUAUGAUUUUGGCCCCAAGGCUGUGCCACCCCUUAUCUGCAUCCCAGGAAUUGCUGGGACGGCUGAUGUAUACUAUAAGCAGAUAAUGUCCCUCUCUAUGAAGGGUUAUCGAGUAAUAUCUAUUGAUGUUCCCCAAGUUUGGAAUCACCAUGAAUGGAUUCAUUCCUUUGAAAAGUUUUUGGACUCCAUGAAUAUCCAUCAUCAGGUUCAUAUCUGUGGUACAUCUCUUGGUGGAUUUCUUGCACAAAUAUUUACUCAAUACCGCCCAAGGAGAGUAAAGUCCUUGGUGCUAUCAAAUACCUUUCUUGAGACACACAAGUUUGCUGCUGCUAUGCCAUGGUCUCCACUUGUCAGUUGGACCCCUUCUUUUUUGCUGAAGAGGUAUCUCUUAACAGGAAUUCGAGAUGGUCCACAUGAACCAUUCAUUGCAGAUUCUGUGGAUUUUGUAGUGGGUCAGGUAGAGACAUUAUCAAGAGAAGACCUUUCGUCAAGGUUGAUAUUAAAUGUCAAUGUUGCAUCAGUUGGGUCAUUAUCGCUACCUGAUUCAUUCAUCACAAUAAUGGAUACGAACGACUACUCUGCUGUUCCUCAGCAGUUGAAGGACCAAGUGAAUGAAAGGUACCCAAGUGCAAAGCGUGCAGUACUGAGGACUGGUGGGGAUUUUCCCUUCCUGUCACGUCCAGAUGAGGUCAAUUUGUACCUUCAGCUACACUUAAGGCGAGUUGGAGUAGAACCAAGACCAGAUCUAGUCCAGGGUUUCACACGGGAUGGUAGCUCCGGGAGCUCAAACGACCACGAAGAUGGAAACAGUUUUGAUGACCAUCCCAGAGAUGAUGGGGACCGUAGUUCAGGUAGUGAUGGCCGUAAGACGGAGCACUCUGAAUCAGGGCCACCUAAUUCAGAUGGACUGGUACCAACAAGCAUAGUGCUAGGUAUGGUCAGUUCAGCUCUGCAUGUUUCCCUAUGUGCGUGCUCAUGA
This is a messenger RNA of Triticum turgidum subsp. durum (durum wheat), 1083 nucleotides long. NCBI's taxonomy places the organism in Eukaryota, Viridiplantae, Streptophyta, Magnoliopsida, Poales, Poaceae. The record is from the annotation of a GenBank genome assembly.